ACGAACUGUCACAGUUCGGUGCAGUGGUCAUGCCGUGUGAUGCUGUGUCCGAAACAAAACAAAGCCACCGACCACCAAUCCCAAGGGAGAAGUCUAAAAAACAAGUUGCUUUCAGGUCGAGAUUCGAGACCAAGCGGGUUUCCACGUGGCGCAGAAUUUUCCAACUUUUGUCAUUACACUAGUUGCUAGUAGUGGCUUCCCCUGAUCGGGAAUGAUCGGCGCGCGGCGGGCGCAAUGGCGGGGGAAAGAGAGCGCGCUUCGGACGGAUCGGGACGGACCGGAAGAGAAGAGGGAGGACGGAGAUGUGCUCACCACUGGCAGGGAGGAAGAGCUAGUACGAUCCUUGUCUCAAGCUGCGGCGGUCCUUGACGACAUAGACAGUGCUUCUGCUAGUAGAGCUACUGCUGCUAGUGGCGGUAGUACCGGUGGAGGUAGAUUGCUCAGCACCCAAACUUUGGAUCUGUCAAAGCUCCGGAGGGGCAUCGCGCGCCCCAUUCCCGAUAGUAGCAGCAGCGGUACUAACGGCAGCAGUGGCUCUGUUUCACCCUUCUCCACGUCAUCCAUUUCCACGUCAGCAUCUACUGCAUCGUCCACGUCGUUACCCGCCGCCACGUCAUCAACCAUGUCUCUGCCUACCCCCAUCGGCAUCACUCCGCAUUGGAGCGCCUAUUGUACGGACAGAUGCGGUGUCAUGUGGAAACCGAUACGAGUGUACGUGGUGUGGUACGGUUACUUCUCUGAGCCCCAGAAGCAGCUCGUUCGUACGCUGACUGGGUCGUUCAGUCCGGAUGACAAUCCUGCCGUUACAGUUCCCCUCUGGUGGAACAUCAACCGGCUGUACUAUGACCAGGAGGGGCGUUUCAUCUCGCGCAAUGUAACGUGGGCCAAGGAGAAAGAUGACACGGGGUAUUCCCGAGGGAAGUCUCUGUGGCUGACUGACGUGGAAGCGGUGAUUGCCACGGCCAUCGCUACCAGCGAGCUGCCUUAUGACGAGGAUGGAGUGUACUUCGUGUUAUCAGACCAAUACGUCAACCAGCAAUGGUCGUCCACCGACAAGUUUUGUGUGUCCUUCUGCGGGUGGCACUACUUCGGCUCUGCGCCGUCCCGAGGCGACUUCAUCUACUCCUGGGUGGGGCGCGCCGACAAACUGUGCCCCACGUCGUGCAUAGCAGCUGAUGUGCGCACGGCAGCCAAAGCACCCAACAAGGACCCCGGGAUGGACGGGCUGCUGUCGGUGUACGCGCAUGAGCUCGCAGAGGCCGCCUCAUCCCCGUUUGUGUCCACAUGGUUCGACAAUGACGGCGAGGAGAACGCCGACAAGUGCGCCUGGAACCCCCAAAGCCGCAGCGGCCUAAGAGCCUGGGAGAGUUUGUCCAGUGGCUGGUGAAACGACUCCGACCAAGUGGCUGAUCGCA
Molecule: messenger RNA, 1415 nt
Organism: Closterium sp. NIES-67
Lineage: Eukaryota; Viridiplantae; Streptophyta; Zygnematophyceae; Desmidiales; Closteriaceae
Source: the annotation of a GenBank genome assembly